Messenger RNA from Metarhizium album ARSEF 1941, 1389 nucleotides. RefSeq lists its product as uncharacterized. The record is from RefSeq and is a predicted model, not a curated record. The transcript has a single exon. Bases 1 to 1389 code for a protein of 462 amino acids. NCBI's taxonomy places the organism in Eukaryota, Fungi, Ascomycota, Sordariomycetes, Hypocreales, Clavicipitaceae.
AUGGCACUUAGCAUUCGACAGCUGAAUUGGGAUGCAUCAUUCUUACUUACGUUUGAACCAGUUCGGUCUGAUCCCAUCGGUUGUGUAGGGGUGCCCCAGCUGUUCCGAAUUCUCCUCGAUCCGUGGCUUGUCGGACCGUCAAACAUCUUCCACUCCAAAUUUUCCUCUACGACUCAUGUUCAGGGAGCAUGCGUCUCAACGUUACGAGACCUACCUGAGCCUGACCUAGUUAUCGUCAGUAAUGGCCGCAGCGACCACUGCAAUGAGGCUACCCUUCGGCAGCUCGCACCCUGCGGCACGAAGACGACCAUACUAGCGGAGCCUACGGCGGCAAAACUAAUUCGAAGCUGGGGAUAUUUCGAUGAGAGGAAAAUUGUCACCCUUCAGCGAUGGCAGGACCCUCGACACACUGGCCGAGACACUGCCAUUAGAAUACCUAUACGCUCUGGUGUGGCCGGCGGAGACGGAGGCCUCGUGACUGUUUCUUUCAUUUCCCGGCGAAGAAAUACGAAAGGGGUCGAUUCGGCAAUAGGAAUAACGUACAGACCGACGCCCUCGGGACUAUUAACCUCUCGAUCGCCACCGCCCACAGCUUCCACUCGUGUCUCAACUCCUUCGUUAAAGUUUGCCUCAGGGACAGCGAGCCCAACCGACCUUUAUACUCCCGAGACCCUCGACACGCCUACUUUACCACUGCUCCCAGCUUUGCCACCACUUAGACCUGCUGAAAGCCCCGUCAGUCACCCGUCCAAGGCAGGUCGAUCCUUAGCCGCACUUCACGCCAGGAACCGGAGGGCAUCUGGGGUAUCCGUGAUAUUGUCUCCCCACGGCAUCUCCUACAGCGCCAUUGAGGGGUACGCAACCUCACACCUUGUCUCCGAAGCUACGCUGCCGCUCACAGCUCUUCUACAUUGCUUUGAUGCCAUAUCCCAGCCGUGGUGGCUCGGCGGCAACCUCACGAGUGGCUUUCACGACGGCCAAGAGAUUAUAUCUAAGCUGGGUGCAAGAGCCUGGAUCAGCACGUACGACGGAGACAAGUUUAUCAGAGGCCUAGCCAAGCGUUUGACCCGGAGGAAGAAGUACAAGACUUAUGAGGUGCGUCGCUUUGUGCACGGCGUGACGGCUGGCGUCCACGGCUCCCGUACAGCGGAUUCCAAGAGAGGCGGAAAGAUGGACAAGCCCACUGAAAUCAUGGCUCUCAACGUUGGUGAAGAAAUCGUCCUGACGAGUGACGGGUUGUGGGUGUCGGAAGAAACGGCCGUCGUUGAACCAGGCUGCCUGAACCGUCACUUGAGUAUUCCCUAUCUGCUCUCUGCCAAUGCCUGCGGGGAGGGCAUAGGCUCGCAGUUCAGGGUCAGUCAACUCUGGCCGAGCAUGUUUCUGGCUUAA